Molecule: messenger RNA, 1215 nt
Organism: Brassica napus (rape)
Lineage: Eukaryota; Viridiplantae; Streptophyta; Magnoliopsida; Brassicales; Brassicaceae
Exons: 4
Coding region: 1-1215 (404 amino acids)
Source: RefSeq, a predicted model, not a curated record
AUGACAACUUCUUACAGCAUUGUGGUGAAUGGAGAGCUCAAUGGUCAUUUUCAAGGUCGUAGAGGCCUUACACAGGGAGAUCCCAUCUCAUCUCUUCUAUUUGUUACAGCUAUGGAUGUGCUCUCUAAAAUGUUGGAUAGGGGAGCUAUGGAUGGGGUUUUUGCAAUUCACCCGGAAUGUGAAGCUCCGUUGAUAACUCACUUGAGCUUUGCAGAUGAUGUAUUGAUUUUCUUUGAUGGUUCGGAAAGUUCUUUGAGGGGUAUUCUGCAGAUAUUGGAAGAAUUUAGAAAGAUCUCUGGCCUGAGUUUAAACAGAGAGAAGACAGAACUCUUAUUGGAUGGAGGAAGUACUGAGCAAUGUAAAACUUUAGCGGAGGCUGUUGGCAUUGCACAAGGCUCGUUACCUGUGAGAGAGCUUGAAAAGAUGUGUAACGCUUUUCUUUGGAAGGGUGUUCCAUCGUCUGCUAGAGGGGCUAAAGUGGCUUGGGACUCACAGAGGCUCUUUAUGGGUUUCUUGGGUCAGGAAGAAUCUGAUUGGAGAAGAGAAUUUUUGGUUAUUAGAUCCGACCAGGAGGAGAAGAGGAUCACAGCUAGAUUCUGGCUGGAUAAUUGGACAGGGAGGGGUCCAAUUAUAAAUCUAACAGGAGAAAGAGGUCUUAUGGUUGCUGGUUUACCUAUCUUGGCAUCAGUGGCAGAUGCGAUAUCAGGAGAGGGCUGGUGGUUGGAUAGAAGCAGAAGUAGAAGUCCAGUGAUUCGUGAGAUUAAGCGUUGUCUUCCAGACCCGAAUCUAAUUCUAAAUGCAGUUGAAUAUGAUGUCUAUGUGUGGAAACCGAAUGGUGAUCUGAGUAAUGGGACUUUCUCGACCUCAGAGACGUGGUCGGUACUUCAUCCUCCGGGUCCGCUGGUCUUAUGGCACAAGACGGUGUGGUUCUCUGGUCGAGUUUCUAAGCACGCCUUUCUGACUUGGGUGGCAGCCAGAGAUAGACUAGGUACGAGAGACAGGCUUCUAAGCUGGGGUUUACAUGUCCUUGCAGUGUGUGUUCUUUGUAAUGGGGGGAUGAAAACAGGCAGCACCUAUUCUUUGAUUGUCCUUACAGCAACGAAGUAUGGUGUUAUUUCACUUCUCGGCUUCAUUUGGCUCCUCCUAUUGAUUUUGAAGAAGUUUUGCGGUGGAUGGUGCUCUCUUCAAGAAAUUCAAAUGUGGCAACCAUUAUGA